Brassicogethes aeneus is the source of this 2940-nucleotide messenger RNA. The record is from the annotation of a GenBank genome assembly. Lineage: Eukaryota; Metazoa; Arthropoda; Insecta; Coleoptera; Nitidulidae.
CGACGCUUAUUGAUCCGGAAGCCCACGAGAUCCAGCAGGAGAACGUUCGAUUCCUGCGGCCUGUUAGACGUUGUUGAGUUUGGUGACGGUUUCGCGUAAAUCGCGGUAAAAAUGGAAAGCGGCGAUUAUCAGUAUGCAACCGCAGAGGCCCCUCGACCCCAACCGGGAGUCCGACCCAUCGUGGAUCCAGAUGCUCAAGGAGAAGUAGAUCCUUCAAUGUAUCCCCAACCAAAAGAAGCAACGCACAAAAUCCGGGGCAAAUCCGACGUCCUUGAAAGGUUAUUUGGACCUGUAGAUCAAGAACUUUUAGUGGUGAAAAGUUUUUACUUCUUUUUCUAUUCCGCUUUCGGUUCUCUGUUUCCUCUUAUGGGCGUAUAUUUUAAGCAAAUGGGCAUGAACGCGGGCCAGUGUGGAUUUCUGAUAGGCAGCCGACCAUUCGUGGAGUUUCUAUCUGCUCCGUUUUGGGGAAGUUUGGCGGACAGGUGGCAAAAAGGAAAGCUUUUGCUGCUGGCUUCUUUGGCCUCGUGGAUUAUUUUUACAGUACCGUUAGGAUCCAUACAACCACCAGCCACCUCUUGUAUGGAAAUCAAAAACAAUACGGCCAUAUUAAAGACCCCCGAUGUUGGUGUUGGUAUGAGGAUGAUCAACAAACGGUCUGUGGAAGUCCAACAACUACCUGAGUUUGUAUACCAUACUGAUGAUCCUGUAGAUUUAGUAAGGUAUUCCAGAAAAGUAAGGUCUGCUAGACCAAUUCUCAAUGCCGGACAAUCACCUAUCAACGUAAAUUACGCUUCUAACUACAAAGAAAAAGAACACGAAAGUUGGGUGCGACCAAUCAUAUCUUCUAUAGUUUAUCGCACUCAGGAUAUCCAAAAAGCCUUCUUUCUUUUACUUCUUCUAGUCAUCAUCGGCGAAUUCUUUAGCGCACCAGCAGUGACACUUGCCGACUCUGCAGUACUAACUUUAUUGGGCGAAGACGCUGAUUGCUAUGGUCAUCAGAGGAUGUUUGGUUCGUUGGGUUGGGGUUUGGCUAUGUUUUUCGUCGGCAUAGCAUUGGACCACUCUACUUCCUUUCCCAACCAUCCCUGUGGACCGGAGAAGAAGGAAAAGAACUACACGAUAUGUUUUGCCACGUUUUCUGUUUUAAUGGGGGCUGCCCUAAUCACGGCCACGCAAAUAAACUUCAAGUAUGAUGACUAUAUCCCACCUCAGAUAAUAGAAGAUCCUGAGAAAAAGCCUGCUCAACUAUCAAGGGAGGAUCAAAUGCAAGCCCAGCUUGCUCAGCAGCUACAGCUGCCAUCUUUAGCUGAUACCACAGCUUCAGACAUCCCUUCCAACUUACCACGCGAGGAGAAGACCAAUAUAUUUGCUCAAACAACAAGAGAAAUGCCAGAAUGGGUAACCGUAUUGCAACAAUUCAAGAACCUGAAGUGCGCAUCAUUCCUUUUCGUGGCAUGGUUCAUGGGCUUCGGAAUCGGUCUGAUCUUUACUUUCCUCUUCUGGCAUCUCCAGGAUUACGGUGGAUCGCCAACUCUCUUCGGAGUUGCUUCCGUCAUCAAUCACAUUUCCGAGAUUUUCGCGUAUUUCUUCAGUUUUAGGUUAAUCCGUCAAAUUGGUCACGUAAAAGUGUUGUGCUUGGGGUUGAUUGUUAACACUUUAAGAUUCUUGUAUAUAUCUUGGGUGUCCAAUCCAUGGUGGGUGUUGCCUUUUGAAUUCAUGCAGGGAAUCACUCAUGCUGCUGUCUGGGCAGCUUGCUGUUCUUACAUAGCCCACAAUACACCUCCAGAACUACGAUCUUCCGCUCAAGGUGUUCUUCAAGGUAUUCAUCACGGUCUUGGUAGAGGAUGCGGCGCUGUGAUUGGUGGAUUAUUUGUGAGCUCAUUCGGAUCUACAGCUACCUUCAGAGGAUACGGUCUUAUCUGCCUUUUGGUUUUGGCUGCAUUCAUAUUUAUCAACUUCUAUCGUGUCGAUCAAGGCUUCGUAUCCGAUAUCCCCCAAACUGAAGACCCGAGACAAGUUGCCGAAGAAACUUCGCAUCUGGCCCCGCACGGGGUACCAAGCAAUCCGAUACCCAGGGCUCUGUCCAGUACUAAGUUGCACGAGAUGGCGCAGCAAGAUGGCUAUGGUGCCACUUACCAGGUGGGGCAAGGUGGUACCUUGGAUUUACCUGGUUCUAAUCCAUUUAAAUCAAACAAUGCUGGCGGUCAGCAAAGAAAUUCUGGGCCUGGAUAUCAGACGAGAACUACUAAUUCUGUCCAACAAAGGUGUGGGUAUCCAGAACCUAAUACAUCUAUAGAAUGUCAGCAACCUACAACGACUGGUCCUCAGAGUUAUGACUGGUAAAAAACAUAAUUGUUAAAACUCAUCAAAAACGACUUAAAAACGAUCUCAUAUCACUUUGAGAGGUUGCUUGAGGUGAAUUUUAAAGUCUUAUAUUAACUAUAUAAAAUUGUAACAAAAUUAAAACAAUUUUUUUAAAUACACUUAGCAUUGUCUAAAUAAAUCAUAUUUAUACGACCUCAACACAUCAUUAAAUGUUACUGUUAUAAAUCUCAUAUCAUUUUUAAGUAGAAAUAACAAUUUUCAUAAAAUUGUAGUCAUACAAUCUUCUUAGGUAUAUAAUAUUAAAAUUGAAAACUUAUUUUUUAAAUAUGACUAUUGUUUUUAAACCUAUUUUUGUUAGAAAUGUAUAGUAAAUAGUAUAUUAAAAUAAAUUAAUUUAAAUCAAGAGAAUUUGGUUGAAAGGAGCAUUAAAAAGUUGCUAUUACGGAGUAUACUGUAUAAAUAUAUCAAUGACAAAUCUUUGACAUAUAUACAAUGUAAGUAUAGUUUUUAUAGUGCCCCAUAGGUUUAUCUAUGGCUUAGGGUAAGUUUAUUAAAAUUAAUAAAGAGAAAUAAUUUUCGUUCAGUUCCAUAUCAAUAACAUAAUCAGAAUGUACA